Amblyraja radiata (thorny skate) is the source of this 1108-nucleotide messenger RNA. It is a transcript of the gene ndufaf1, whose product is annotated as NADH:ubiquinone oxidoreductase complex assembly factor 1. Gene Ontology annotation, cellular component: mitochondrion. Bases 19 to 900 code for a protein of 293 amino acids. The transcript is spliced from 4 exons. The record is from RefSeq and is a predicted model, not a curated record. Lineage: Eukaryota; Metazoa; Chordata; Chondrichthyes; Rajiformes; Rajidae. Gene Ontology annotation, biological process: mitochondrial respiratory chain complex I assembly; mitochondrial electron transport, NADH to ubiquinone.
CUGAGCUUCUUGCUGCAGAUGGCGGUGUGGCUGCGGGUUGGAGCCGGGGCUGGGGCGCUGCGGGCGGGGAGCUGGAGCCGCUGCUACCGGGGGCCCGGGGCUGGAGCUGAGGCUGAGGCUGGGGCUGGGGCUGAGGCUGCAGCAGCAUCGGGGGUGCCGGCAGAGCAGCGGAGGCGCUGGGACUUGCGGGCCGGCGUGGAGUCGGUGCAGCGGCACUGGCAGCUGUUGCGGGCCGAGGUGGCGGCGCAGAUCCGCGGGCCCGGCGAGCAGGAACUGCGGGCCGAGAGCCGCGUCCUCUGGCACUUCCAGGGGGCGCACAGUCUGCAGGGAUGGGCCGUGUCCAGCGACCGCGACAUCGGCGGCCGCAGCAGCGCCCGGCUCGGGGUGGCCGACAACGGCAGCUCGGCGCUACUGAGCGGCCGCCUGAACACAGAGCCGCCCCGGGACGGCCUGACCCGCUACAGCGGCUACUGUACCUUGCGCUCCUCGCCGCCCCAGGGGCCCUUUGACUUGAAGAGGUUCUACGACUUGUCGAACUUUAACACACUGUACCUCCGCAUCCGCGGUGAUGGACGGCCCUGGAUGGUGAACAUCAGCAGCGUCAUGUACUUCACCCACCACAAGAAGGACCUCUACAACUAUUUCAUGUUCACCAGGGGAGGUCCCUACUGGCAGGAUGUGAAGAUUCCGUUCUCCAAGUUCUUUUUGUCCAGUCAAGGACGUGUCCAAGACAAUCAGCAUCCACUAUGGCUGGAUAAGGUGAGCACCAUUGGAUUCACCCUGGGCGAUAAAGUGAAUGGACCGUUUCAACUGGAAAUUGAUUUCAUUGCAGUGUGCAAUGACCGAGCUCACACUGAGGAGUUUGCCUACGAGAAAUACAAGAGGAACCCUGAGGUGUAAAUAGGGUGCAUCAACGAAAGUGCAGAUGAUUAGCAACAAUCCUUUCUGGUAAACUGACUUUUUGCUGAGUCUAGAAAGCAUUACUCAAAUCUGUACCAUGUCACCUGGCCUUGAAGGAGCAAAAGGUAUUAAGUUAACUUAUAAUUAUAGUAUAUUUUCUAAUCGUUGUCCUACAGAAGAGUCUCAUUUAAAAUGAACUCAAACUUGA